Molecule: messenger RNA, 2907 nt
Organism: Hippopotamus amphibius kiboko
Lineage: Eukaryota; Metazoa; Chordata; Mammalia; Artiodactyla; Hippopotamidae
Gene: CLDN15
Product: claudin 15
Exons: 6
Coding region: 1786-2826 (346 amino acids)
Biological process (GO): bicellular tight junction assembly; cell adhesion
Cellular component (GO): bicellular tight junction; plasma membrane
Molecular function (GO): structural molecule activity
Source: RefSeq, a predicted model, not a curated record
CAGCCAUGUCCUUGAGCAGUGGCCGGCAGCAGAGGGACGUGGCCUUUGUAUGGCCUUAGAAUCCUGAGAAAAAGCAGUGACCAGAGGUGGGAAGGGCAGAGUUGAAGGGACAGGCAAGAAUUUAUGUCUCCCGUCUCCUCUGACCCACUCAGCAGUCUCUCAGCACAUGGAGUUUUCCACACCAGGGGAGCCCCCACUCAGCUUCCUCCAAAACCUCUGCCCUUCCCUCCCUUUGUCUUCCUGCAUCCUCUCCUUCCUCUUCCCCAUCCCUCUCCUUAGGGAAGGGGGCCGCUGGUGGGGGUUAGGAAAUGGGCAUUUGGCAUGGAGUCGGCAGAGGUCUUGGGAGAGGUUAGGAACCCAGGACAUCUGAGUUGCAGAAGGAAGGUCAGGACCCAGUCCGCACCCAGCCUGCUCUGCCCCGCCCCUCCUGCCCCGCCACCCACCUUACUCCCCACUCCCCCCAUCCCCCACCUCCGUGCCAGGCUCAGCGUGGGCCUGCCUUGCUUCACUGCAUACCUCUCGUUCUUCAGCCCAGCAACCCAGCUUGGGGGGGCGGGGAGGGGAUUGGGGAGGAGGCACCUGUGGGGAACACGGAGGAGCCUGACGUGGGGAGGGGGGGCUACACCUCAGUGCAGCGAUGUCCCAUGUGACUGUCUGGGUGUAGGAUGGGACCCCUGGAACUGAGCCAGGGGAGAACCACAGCUGUCCUGGCUGUGGCCUUGGGGCAGGAAAUGAGACCAUCUAUGCCAGGACAGGUGCUCAGCCUUACCUUGGGGUGGGGACCCAGAGGUUUCUAAUCUGUUGUAAUUAAUAGAGCUGGUGACAGUUCCGAUAACUCUGAGCUGCUUAGAUUAUCAGAGGAUCACAUCCUGGGCUUGUGAGUUCCCCUUUGGGGCCCCUUGGCAGCAAGAUCAAGCGUUUUGCGUAGAGUCAAAGAUCAACCCAACAUGGGGGAAAUUCAAGUUCAGGAAGUUGAAGUUUGGAGGAAAGCAACCUCCUGGUGGCCUCACCCUGGGCCUUGGGCACCCAGACCCAGGGCAUUCACCAAGUAUCGAGCCAUUCAUACUCACGGGGAGCUGUGGUCGGUAGUCAUGAUUCUUAAUGCAACCUACAAAGUGCAGAGUAGUCGUUCUAGUUCACGGAAGCAGAAACAAGCUCAAGGGGCUCAAACUUCAUGCCCAUGUCGCCUUGGUAAAUGAUGGGACCUGGUUUGAAUCCAGGUUGGGUGGAUUCCAGAGCUGUGGAUUUCCCCUGGAUACUCAUACCUUUAUUCAACCUUAAUCUUCCUUGGAGACUCAAUGCCUCAACCUAGUUCUCACCAACAUUCAGAGAGGGUGGCUCCGCUCCCUCGAUCCUUCCCCACCGAGAGGCGCAGGGUACCCGUCUCGUCUCUCAGCCACCUUCUCUCUCCUUGUCCCUCUUGCUCCAUUCUCUGGCCCCCGAUGAAAGCCGAGUCAGAGGCACACGUUUCCCCUUGGCUCCCAGUGCCUCCCAUGGGAGCCCCUCCUUGGCAGCAUCCGUUAGUCACUCCCUGCUGCCUCACGUACGCUCCUGGCUCAUUCCUCUGAUCAACCUGCAGGGAAGUGAAGAGACCCGGAGAGAGGGCAGGAGACCAACCGAGACAGACCUGGGCCAAGGAAGAGGCAGAGGCUGCAGCCUGCCUCCCUCUCUCUCCCCAGCCUGCCUUAACUGCCCUCCUUAGCCAAAGCCCCUUCAAAUUCUCCUGGGGCUCAGCCCCUCCCCCUCUCUGGGGCCCAGGUGUCCCCUCGGGGUCUGUGUCCCAGCAUGUCGGCGGCCGUGGAGAUCUUCGGCUUCUUCGUCACAGCCCUGGGGCUACUGAUGCUGGGGGUGACCCUGACACACAGCAGCUGGCGAGUGUCCACUGUGCACGGGAACGUCAUCACUACCAACACCAUCUUCGAGAACCUCUGGUACAGCUGUGCCACAGACUCCCUCGGCGUCUACAACUGCUGGGAGUUCCCAUCCAUGCUGGCCCUCUCUGGAUACAUCCAGGCCUGCCGGGCGCUCAUGAUCAGCGCCAUUCUCCUGGGCUUCCUGGGCCUCUUCCUUGGCAUGGUGGGGCUGCACUGCACGAACAUUGGGAGCCUGGAGCUCUCCAGGAAAACCAAGCUGGCGGCCACCGCAGGGGCCCUACACAUACUGGCUGGGCCUAGUGUGGUUCUCCUCUCCCUCCCCCAGGUGUCUGCGGGAUGGUGGCCAUCUCCUGGUACGCCUUCAACAUCACCCGGGACUUCUUCGACCCCUUGUAUCCCGGAACCAAGUACGAGCUGGGCCCUGCCCUCUACCUGGGCUGGAGCGCCUCCCUGCUCGCCAUCCUGGGCGGCAUCUGCCUCUUCUCCAACUGCUGCUGCUCUCAGGACGAAGACCCCAUCGCCAGCGUCCGGCUUCCCUACAAGGCCUCGGCGAUGCCUGCCAAAAGCCUCACUGCCCGCCUGCCUACCGCAGCAUCAGGUGACGCGGGUGACAGUAGCUUUGGCAAGUACGGGAAAAAGGCUUACGUGUAGGAGGCCUGGCCAUGGACCGCAUUCCCUUCCCACUGCCCCCAGUGGAGAGGGGUACCCGGAACCCCAGGGCUGCAGGCGCUGGCCCCUACUCGUGGUAACGAGCUCAGGGCCAAGCCAAGCUUCAGGCUCCAACCCGGUGCCCGGAUGCCACGCCCAGCUCUGGCCUCAGGCCCUGCCUUCCCUGUCGGAGCUCUGCCGUGGUCAUGCCUCUUUCAUCUGGCCUGGAUCCUGUCACACCAAGAACCCAACUCCUGAGAACUCACCUUUGGCCCCUGACGCUGGACCCCUCUUAACUUUCUGAGUCUGGGUUUUGGGCCGUUGAGGGGGCGGAGGCAUCCUCAGAUGUUUGUAGUCUGUGUAAAUACAUGCAUAAUAAAUGUGU